Messenger RNA from Saimiri boliviensis boliviensis (Bolivian squirrel monkey), 1468 nucleotides. It is a transcript of the gene SPESP1, whose product is annotated as sperm equatorial segment protein 1. Gene Ontology annotation, biological process: fusion of sperm to egg plasma membrane involved in single fertilization; acrosome reaction. Lineage: Eukaryota; Metazoa; Chordata; Mammalia; Primates; Cebidae. Gene Ontology annotation, cellular component: acrosomal vesicle. The record is from RefSeq and is a predicted model, not a curated record.
CCCGCCCUCACCCCGCUGCGCUUGCGCGCUGGGGACAACGGUUGCAGGGCGUCCCGGGGCCUGAGGCAGGACGGUCCGGCGCUGACACCUCUCCUGUCGGCCCUGAGGUUCCCAGCCUGGUGGCCCCAGAACGUUACGGUCGCAUGGCGGAGUGCUGUGGACGACGCCCAUGGAGCCCUUAGUCCUUCUAGUUGCGCUGUUGCUAUGGCCUUCGUCUGUGCCGGCUUAUCCGAGCAUAACUAUGACACCUGAUGAAGAACAAAACUUGAAUCAUUAUAUACAAGCUUUAGAGAACCUAAUACUAAGUGUUCCCACUAGGGAGCCAGGUCGUGAGAAAAAAUCUAAUUCUCCAAAACAUGUUUAUUCUGUAAGAUCGAAGGGAUCAAAAUUUAAGGAGAUAAUUACACACGGAGACACUUCAACUGAGAAUGAUGGUUUAAUCAAUCCUGUGAGUGAAGAACCUACAACUUUCCCUACUAGAGGCUUCACACCAGAAACAGGAAGGAAAAAACACAUUGAAAGUACCCCAUUCUGGUCAAUCAAACCAAACAAUGUUUCCAUUGUUUUACGCACAGACGAACCUUAUAUUGAAAAUGAAGAGCCAGAGCCAGAGCCAGAGCCGGAGCCGGAGCCAACUGCAAGACACACUAAGGCACCAAAAACAUUGCCAGUUGUUACUGAAUCAUAUACAAGUCCAUAUUUCACCUCAUGCGAAUCACCUGUCACCUCUUUUUAUAGGAGCACAGGGAUUGAGAUGUCUACAGAAUCAGAAGAUGUUCCUCAGCUCUCUGGUGAAACUGCAGUAGAAAAUCCUGAAGAACCAACAUUUGGAAGACACCCACAGAGUUGGAAUAAUGAUGACAUUUUGAAAAAAAUUUUAGAUAUUAAUUCACGAGUGCAACAGGCACUUAGUGACACCAGCAAACCAGAAUAUAGAGAAGAUAUUCAAGCCUCUAAAGAUUACCUAAAACGAAGCCUUGCUCUAGCAGCAGCAGCAGAACAUAAAUUAAAAACAAUGUAUAAAUCCCAGUUAUUGUCACUAGGACAAACGAGUAAUAAAAUUGAUGACAUUGAAACUGUUAUUAACAUGCUGUAUAAUUCUAGAUUUAAGCUCUAUGAAUAUUUAGAUAUUAAAUGUGUUCCACCGGAGAUGAGAGAAAAAGCUGCUACAGUAUUCCAUACAUUAAAAAAUAUAUUAUGUGUAGAUCAAGGGGAGACUCAAAGUCUUAUUAAAAAGUUAUUAAACAAUAAUAUAAAAAUUUUAAACCUACUUGAUAUUCCAUGACAAAGUUGAUUUAAACAAACUGCAUUUUUUCUACAGGAGAAAUAAGCAUAUUAGUAAUUUCAAAAGUUGUAUAAAAAUAUUUUCUAUUGUAGUUCAAUGUGACAACAUCUUUAUGUGUCAUGUGUUAUGAACAAUUUUCAUAUGCACUAAAGACCUAACUUAAAAUAAAAUGUUGGUUCAGGA